Molecule: messenger RNA, 1772 nt
Organism: Lolium perenne
Lineage: Eukaryota; Viridiplantae; Streptophyta; Magnoliopsida; Poales; Poaceae
Product: probable N-acetyltransferase HLS1
Molecular function (GO): acyltransferase activity, transferring groups other than amino-acyl groups
Source: RefSeq, a predicted model, not a curated record
GUAGUGCUUCGAUCCGAUUUCAGUGGUGUGUGGGGAGUAAUUGUAAUUGAGAAAGGCGGCAGGCUAGGGUAGCGAAAGAACACCACCAUCGCCCCCCUCCCCCACUACCCCGGCCCUCUCCCUCACAUGAUUCAUACUCGCGCCCUCCCUCCGGCCCCGGACCUUCAACUGCCCGGCCACUAGCUAUAUAUAUAACCACUCGCCACACGCUCCACUCCUCUCUCUGUCUUUCGAUCCUGGUAUCUGGUUGGCCAACCAUACAUAUUUCCACUCCUUGCUACCAAGAAAGUGAGCUCGAUCAUGGUCGUGGCGGUUGCUGCGGUGGUGGAGGAGGAAGAGGCGGCGGCGGUCGAGGUGUGGGUGCGAGAGUACGACGGUGGUCGUGACCGCGGUGGCGUGGAGGAGGUGGAGCGGGAGUGCGAGGUGGGCUCCAGCGGCGGCGGCUCCGGCAAGAUGUGCCUCUUCACUGACCUCCUCGGCGACCCACUCUGCCGCAUUCGCAACUCGCCGGCCUACCUGAUGCUGCUCGAAACGCAUGCUUCAACGGCCCUGAUAUGGAAAGGUCGCGGAGAUAGCAACCGGCACCGGAACCGGCGGCGGCGGCGGUGGCACCAGGAUUGUCGGCCUCGUCCGCGGCUGCGUCAAGUCUGUCGUCUCCGGCACCUCCCAUGGCAAGGACCCCAUCUACACCAAGGUCGCGUACAUCCUCGGCCUCCGCGUCUGCCCCACCCACCGGCGGAAAGGGGUUGGGAAGAAGCUCGUGGAGCGGAUGGAGGAGUGGUUCCGGCAGAAGGGCGCGGAGUACUCGUACAUGGCGACGGAGCAGGACAACGAAGCGUCCGUGCAGCUCUUCACGGGCCGCUGCGGCUACUCCAAGUUCCGCACGCCGUCCGUACUCGUGCACCCGGUGUUCCGCCACGCCCUCGGGCUCUCCCGCCGCGUCUCCAUCGUGAAGCUCGAGCCUCGCGACGCCGAACGGCUCUACCGCUGGCACUUCGCUGCCGUGGAGUUCUUCCCGGACGACAUCGACGCCGUGCUGUCCAACGCCCUGUCGCUCGGCACGUUCGUGGCGGUGCCCGCGGGGACGAGGUGGGACGGAGACGUCGAGGCGUUCAUCGCGUCGCCGCCGGCGUCGUGGGCGGUGCUGAGCGUGUGGAACUGCAUGGACGCCUUCCGCCUCGAGGUGCGCGGAGCUCCGCGCGUGAUGCGCGCCGCCGCGGGCGCGACACGGAUGGUGGACCGCGCGGUGCCGUGGCUCGGGAUCCCUUCCAUCCCAAACGUGUUCAGGCCGUUCGGGCUCUACUUCCUCUACGGCCUGGGCGGCGCUGGGCCCGGGGCGCCGAGGAUGGUGCGCGCGCUGUGCCGGCACGCGCACAACAUGGCACGUCGCGGCGGGUGCGGUGUGGUGGCCACCGAGGUCGCCGCAUGCGAGCCUGUCCGUACCGGUGUGCCGCACUGGGCGCGCCUGGGCGCCGAGGACCUCUGGUGCAUGAAGCGGCUCGCGGACGGGUACACCCACGGCACGCUCGGUGACUGGACCAAGGCGACGCCCGGACGCUCCAUCUUCGUCGACCCUAGAGAGUUUUGAUCAGCUUCCAUUUCACGUAGGUUUUUACAGCAGUAGGUUUUUCCCCGUCAGUGUGAUCUCCAACGCGACGGCCUGCUCCUUCCUACUAGAGCAGAGCAUAGCAGUGUACUACCCUCCUGAAUCUUCAGAGAUCCAAGGAUGCGGUACAUUACAUUUAGGCGUAUUUCCAGUUUCAUAUUCUUCA